Messenger RNA from Chinchilla lanigera (long-tailed chinchilla), 9284 nucleotides. It is a transcript of the gene Plxnb1, whose product is annotated as plexin B1. The record is from RefSeq and is a predicted model, not a curated record. The transcript is spliced from 38 exons. The coding region runs from base 175 to 6582 and encodes 2135 amino acids. Gene Ontology annotation, cellular component: semaphorin receptor complex. Gene Ontology annotation, biological process: semaphorin-plexin signaling pathway involved in axon guidance; regulation of cell shape; regulation of cell migration. Gene Ontology annotation, molecular function: protein binding; semaphorin receptor activity. NCBI's taxonomy places the organism in Eukaryota, Metazoa, Chordata, Mammalia, Rodentia, Chinchillidae.
GACGGCAAGGGGUGGGGGCCGGAAGGGGAGGCUGGCUAAUGGGGAGUCCUAGGAGAAGGCGCGGAGGGCAGGGCCAGGUGCGGAGCGGGGCGCACGGCGGGCGCCGAGAGCCCAGGUGACUCCUGCUCAGGUCAUGCUGCUGUCCCCUGAUCUAGCUGGCCGUGCCAGGUGACCAUGCCUGCUCUCGGCUCAGCUCUCCUCCAGGCGCUCUGGGCCGGGUGGGCCCUUGCCCUCCAGCCCCCUCCGCCAGCGGCGUUCACUCCCAAUGGCACACACCUGCAGCACCUGGCAAGGGACCCCACCUCUGGCACCCUUUAUGUGGGGGCCACCAACUUCCUGUUCCAGCUGAGCCCUGAACUACACCUGGAGGCCACAGUGUCCACAGGCCCCGUGCUGGACAGCAGAGAUUGCUUGCCGCCCGUGAUGCCCGACGAGUGCCCCCAGGCCCAGCUUACCGAUAAUCCCAACCAGCUGCUCCUUGUGAGCCCGGGGGCCCUGGUGGUGUGCGGGAGCGUGCACCAGGGCGUCUGCGAACAGCGGCGCCUGGGGCAGCUGGGGCAACUGCUGCUGCAGCCAGAGCGGCCUGGGGACACCCAGUAUGUGGCUGCCAAUGACCCUGCGGUCAGUACGGUGGGCUUGGUGGCCCGGGGCUUGGCGGGGGAGCCCCUCCUGUUUGUGGGGCGGGGAUACACCAGCAGGGGCGUGGGGGGUGGGAUUCCGCCCAUCACAACCCGGGCCCUGAGGCCGCCAGACCCCCAAGCUGCCUUCUCCUAUGAGGAGACGGCCAAGCUGGCAGUGGGCCACCUCUCCGAGUACAGCCACCACUUCGUGAGUGCCUUCGUGCGUGGGGCCAGUGCCUACUUCUUGUUCCUGCGGCGAGACCUGAAGGCUCCGUCCAGAGCCUUCCGUGCCUACGUGUCUCGUGUGUGCCUUUGGGAUCAGCACUACUACUCCUAUGUGGAGUUGCCUCUGGCCUGCCAGGGGGGCCGCUACGGACUGAUCCAGGCUGCAGCUGUGGCCACAUCCGGGGGGAUGGCCGGGGGGGAGGUGCUCUUUGCCGCCUUCUCCUCAGCGGCACCCCCCACUGUGGGCCAGCCACCGUCCGCGGCUACUGGGGCAUUGAGAGCGUCUGCACUCUGCGCCUUCCCCCUGGACGAGGUGGACCGGCUCGCUAAUCACACACGAGACGCCUGUUACACCCGCAAGGGCCUUGCUGAGGACAAGACCGAGGUGGCCUACAUUGCCUAUCACGUCAGUUCCUCCUGUGACCAGCUGCCGGUGGACACCCCGGAUGCUUUUCCCUGUGGCUCAGACCACACACCCAGCCCCAUGGCCAGCCGUGUCCCUUUGGAAGCCACACCAGUUUUGGAGUGGCCAGGGGUUCAGCUAACAGCUGUGGCAGUCACCAUGGAGGAGGGCCACACCAUUGCUUUUCUGGGAGACAGUCAAGGACAGCUGCACAGAGUGUACCUGGGCUCGGGGAGCGAUGGCCGCUCGUAUUCCACGCAGAGCAUCCAGUGGGGUUCUGCGGUGAGCAGGGACCUCACCUUCGAUGGAAACUUCGAGCAUCUGUAUGUCAUGACUCAGACCACACUUGUGAAGGUUCCCGUGGCCUCCUGUGCCCAGCACCUGGACUGUGCGUCUUGCCUUGCUCACCGGGACCCGUACUGUGGGUGGUGUGUGCUCCUCGGCAGGUGCAGUCGCCGUUCUGAAUGCUCCAGGGGCCAGCGUCCAGAGCAGUGGCUGUGGAGCUUCCAGCCUGAGCCAGGCUGUCUUCGAGUGGCAGCCGUGAGCCCUGCCAACCUCAGCCGGGAGGAGAAGAGGGAGGUUUUCCUGCUGGUACCGGACCUGCCACCCCUGUGGCCAGGGGAGUCUUAUUCUUGCCACUUUGGAGAACAUCAGAGUCCUGCCCUGGUGACCGGUUCUGGAGUGAUGUGCUCUUCCCCAGACUCUAGUGAGGUCCCGGUGCUGCAGAAAGGAGCCGACCACGUGUCCGUGAGUGUGGAGCUCCGGUUCGGCGCCGUGGUGAUUGUCAAAGCGUCCCUUUCCAUCUAUGACUGUGUGGCCGUCACCGAGCUCCACCCGUCUGCACCGUGCCAGGCCUGUGUGAGCAGCCGCUGGGGCUGCAACUGGUGUGUCUGGCAGCACCUGUGCACACACAAGGCGGCGUGCGAUGCCGGGCCGAUGGUGGCGAGCCAGCAGAGCCCGCUUUCCUCCCUAGCUCCUCUUGCGAGAGGCAUACCUAGCCCCCUCCCACCCACGACCCCCGAAGCCACGGCCACCCCUACCCCUUACACCACUCCUGCGGAGCCCGGAGCUCCCGCCAUAACUGCCGCCUCAGAUGUGCCGCCUGGGGUCAGGCCUUCCCUGCUCAGCCCCCAGGGGCCCCGGGCAGGUCCCAGCCCUAUACCUUCCCCCGCCUCCACGGAGUCACCUCUCCACGAGCAACCCCCCUUGUCCAGCCUCCCCACCAGACCUGGAGCCUCUGUCCCUGCCCCCACUGACCUGGGGCCCUCGGCCACACCGGAGGACCUCUCGACCUCCCACCCGGCACCCUCAGAAGUAGCGGCAGUGCCCCCUGCAGAGCCUGACCCCGAGGCCCUUCCCUCUGCGGUGGCCCUGGACCAGCCCCCUGGCACUGCUCCCGCCACCACUUUCCCAGGGGCCGCUGGCUCCACGAACCCCGCUCUGGACUGGCUCAUGAGAGAAGGCGGCGAGCUGCCCGAGGCAGAUGAGUGGACAGGGGGUGACGCGCCCGCCUUCUCCACUUCCACCCUCCUCUCAGGUGACGGAGACUCAGCAGAGCACGAGGGCCCCCCCGCCCCCCUCAGCCUCCUGCCCAGCCUGGACUACCAGUACGACACCCCCGGGCUCUGGGAGCCGGGAGAGGUGAGUUGGAGGGCCAGCUCUUGUCCCUGUGUGGAGAGUGUCCAGAGCUCUCCGCUGAUGCCCGUCCGCGUGCAGCGAGAGGUCCGCCUGCGGGGCCGGAACCUGCGCCUCCUGCAGGACAGCCCGGGAGACAGCGAGUGUGUGAUGCAGCUGGAGGGCCUUGAGGUGGCGGUGAAGGCCCGGGUGGAGUGUGAGCUGCCUCCGGACACCUGGUGCCACGUGACGUGCCAGCAGCACCAGCUCAGCUACGAGGCCCGGCAGCCUGAGCUGCGGGUGGAGCUGUUCGUGCGCUGGGCCGGCCGCCUGCGUGUGGACAGUGCUGACGGGCUGCAUGUGGUCCUGUACGACUGUUCCGUGGGACAUGGGGACUGCAGCCGCUGCCAGACCGCCAUGCCCCAGUACGACUGUGUGUGGUGCAAAGGAGAGCAUCCGCGUUGCGUGGCCAGGGAGGCCUGUGGCCAGGCUGAGGCUGUGGCCACCCAGUGUCCUGCGCCUCUCAUCUCCUCGGUGGAACCCCUGACUGGACCCGUGGACGGAGGCACUCGCGUCACCAUCAGGGGCUCCAACCUGGGCCAGCAUGUUCAGGAUGUACUGGACAUGGUCAGGGUGGCCGGAGUGCCCUGCGCCGUGGAUGCCCGGGAUUACGAAGUCUCCAGCAGCCUCGUGUGCAUCACUGGCGCCAGCGGGGAGGAGGUGGCUGGCGCUGUGGCCGUGGAAGUGCCAGGAAGAGGCCGCGGCGUCUCGGAGCUCAGCUUUGCCUACCAGGACCCCAAGGUGCAUUCCAUUUUUCCAGCCCAAGGCCCCAGGGCUGGGGGUACCUACCUUACUCUGAAUGGUUCCAAGUUCCUGACCGGGCGCGUGGAGGACCUGCGAGUGGUGGUGGGAGACCAGCCCUGUCGCCUGCUGCUGGAGCCACAGGGGGAGCAGCUGCGCUGUGAGACCAGCCCGUACCCCGCGCCCGCCACCCUUCCCGUGACCGUGUGGUUUGGGGCCGCGCAGCGGAGGCUUCAGCAGGGCCAGUUCAAGUAUACAGCAGACCCUAACGUCACCUCUGCCGGCCCCACCAAGAGCUUCCUCAGUGGCGGGCGUGAGAUCUGGGUCCGUGGCCAGAAUCUGGAUGUGGUGCAGAUGCCAAGGAUCCGGGUGACUGCGGCUCUGGGAGCUCUGCAGCCUGGUCGGGGUCCGGGGCGGAGGCGCCGUGUGGUCCCAGAGGCAGCGUGUUCCCCUGGAGCCUCCUGUGGCGGGCAGCGUUUUGAGGAACCGUGCAGCGUGAACUCCUCCCAGCUCAUCCUGUGUCGCACACCUGCCCUCCCGGGCCUGCCUGAGGACCCCUGGGUCCGGGUGGAGUUUGUCCUCGAUAAUUUGGUCUUCGACUUUGCAAAACUGAGUCCCACUCCCUUCUCCUAUGAGGCUGACCCCACCCUGAAGCCCCUCAACCCUGAGGACCCCACUGCGCCGUUCCGGCACAAGCCCGGGAGCGUGUUCUCUGUGGAGGGGGAGAAUCUGGACCUUGCGAUGUCCAAGGAGGAGGUGGUGGCCAUGAUAGGAGACGGGCCCUGCGUGGUGAAGACGCUGACCCGGUACCACCUGUACUGCGAACCCCCCAUGGAGCAGCCCUUGCCGUGGCCUCAUGCCCUCCGGGAGGCGCCUGACACUUUGCCCGAGUUCACGGUGCAGAUGGGGAACCUGCGCUUCUCCCUGGGUCAUGUGCAGUACGACGGCGAGAGCCCUGUGGCCUUUCCUGUGGCGGCCCAGGUGGGCCUGGGGGUCGGCACCUCGCUUCUGGCCCUGGGAGUCAUCGUCAUUGUCCUCAUGUACAGGCGGAAGAGCAAGCAGGCCCUGAGGGACUAUAAGAAGGUCCAGAUCCAGCUGGAGAAUCUGGAGAGCAGCGUGAGGGACCGCUGUAAGAAGGAAUUCACAGACCUCAUGACGGAGAUGACCGACCUCACCAGCGACCUUCUGGGCAGUGGCAUCCCCUUCCUGGACUACAAGGUGUACGCCGAGAGGGUCUUCUUCCCUGGCCACCAGGAGUCGCCCUUGCACCGCGACCUCGGUGUGCCGGAGAGCAGGCGGCCCACUGUGGAGCAGGGCCUGGGACAGCUCUCCAAUCUGCUCAACAGCAAGCUCUUCCUCACCAAGUUCAUACACACGCUGGAGGGGCAGCGCACCUUCUCGGCUCGGGACCGCGCCUACGUGGCGUCUCUGCUCACGGUCGCCCUGCACGGCAAGCUCGAGUACUUCACGGACAUCCUCCGCACCCUGCUCAGCGACCUGGUGGCCCAGUAUGUGGCCAAGAACCCCAAGCUGAUGCUGCGCAGAACGGAGACCGUGGUAGAGAAGCUGCUCACCAACUGGAUGUCCAUUUGCCUCUACACCUUCUUGAGGGACUCGGUAGGGGAGCCUCUGUACAUGCUCUUCCGCGGGAUUAAGCAUCAGGUGGACAAGGGGCCAGUGGACAGCGUGACUGGCAAAGCCAAGUAUACCCUCAACGACAACCGCCUGCUCAGAGAGGACGUGGAGUACCGGCCCCUGACCUUGAAUGUGCUGUUGGCCGUGGGGCCUGGGGCGGGAGAGUCUCCGGGGGUGCCGGUGAAGGUCCUGGACUGUGACACCAUCUCCCAGGCCAAGGAGAAGAUGCUAGACCAGCUUUAUAAAGGAGUUCCUCUUGCCCAGCGGCCGGACCCUCACACCCUGGACGUUGAGUGGCGGUCGGGGGUGGCUGGUCACCUCAUCCUGUCCGAUGAGGACGUCACUUCUGAGGUCCAGGGGCUGUGGAGGCGCGUGAACACUCUGCAGCAUUACAAGGUCCCAGACGGAGCGACUGUGGCCCUUGUUCCCUGCCUCACCAAGCAUGUUCUCAGGGAGAACCAGGAUUACGUCCCCGGGGAACGGACUCCAAUGCUGGAAGAUGUGGACGAGGGGGGCAUCCGACCCUGGCACCUGGUGAAGCCCAGCGAGGAGCCAGAGCCACCCCGGCCGCGGAGGGGCAGCCUUCGGGGCGGGGAGCGGGAGCGAGCCAAGGCCAUCCCCGAGAUCUACCUGACCCGCCUGCUGUCCAUGAAGGGCACCCUGCAGAAGUUCGUGGAUGACCUGUUCCAGGUGAUUCUCAGCACCAGCCGCCCCGUGCCUCUGGCUGUGAAGUACUUCUUUGACUUGCUGGAUGAGCAGGCGCAGCAGCACGGCAUCUCCGACCAGGACACCAUUCACAUCUGGAAGACCAACAGCCUGCCUCUGAGGUUCUGGAUCAAUAUCAUAAAAAACCCGCAGUUCGUGUUCGACGUGCAGACGUCUGAUAACAUGGAUGCAGUGCUCCUUGUCAUUGCACAGACGUUCAUGGACGCCUGCACCCUGGCUGAUCACAAGCUGGGCCGGGACUCCCCCAUCAACAAGCUUCUGUAUGCUCGGGACAUCCCCCGCUACAAAGGAAUGGUGGAAAGGUACUACGCAGACAUCAGGCAGACCGUCCCAGCCAGCGACCAGGAGAUGAACUCUGCCCUGGCUGAGCUGUCCCGGAACUACUCCGGCGACCUUGGGGCCCGAGUGGCGCUGCAUGAACUCUACAAGUACAUCAACAAAUACUAUGACCAGAUCAUUACUGCCCUGGAGGAGGACGGCACGGCCCAGAAGAUGCAGCUGGGCUAUCGGCUCCAGCAGAUCGCAGCUGCUGUGGAGAACAAGGUCACGGAUCUGUAGGCACCGGGGAGCCCUGGCCUGCGGUUGCCUUCGCCCUGCCUGGGCAGGCCUGGAACCUUGAAGGAGAGACCACCGUCUUAGAUGCCUGUAGUGACUGACGAGCAGAGUUAGAGGAAGGUGGCUUCCAGUCUCCUUAGCGCUCCGGCCUGGGUGCUGUUGGACCAUCUUGCAGGCCUGGGGCUUGAGGCUCAUAGGGCGGUGCCGUGCCGGCUCGGAGCCCAGUGACCCUGUGAGCUGCUUCCGUGUGACGCCGGCCUGCAGGGAGUUGGGGAUUGAGGGUUUCCAGAGAGUGGCUGCAAGGGCCUCCAGGCCCCUGAGGAGACUGUACUGUGCGUGAGUCCUGGCCUUUGUCCCGUCAGGAUUCGGGGGGGAAGGAAAGCCUUCCGACUCCCGGUCUUCCUCUUCUGUCCUCUUUGAACUUGGUUCAGCUUCCUCUGUUUUGUUGCUGCUGCCACCUGCCAGGUGUGAGAGAGAAAUGCCAUUUCCAGGUCACCGCACACUGACCUCUGCGCUGGGCUGGCUGCCUCAGGCCCCCCUGCCUCCCGGGCGGCACUUGGUACCCUUGUGAGGGGCAUGAGCUGCCGGGGCCCCUCGAGGAGAGGGUGGCCUGCUCGCCCGGCUUGUCAUUAAAGGGUAACACACUGUGUGGAGUCUGAUGUGUGGGCCGCCAGCCCUCCCCUGUGUGUGGAGGUAGCUGUGCUUAGCAGGCACCGGGGGAGGCUGGCCGUGCAUGUGGAGGCAGCUGUGGGCCCACAGGUCCCCGCCUGCAGGGCUGGCUGGCUGUCCUUGGCUCCAGGGCGUGUCCUGCAGGGGUAAAGCUGGGGAGGAAGUGAGAACUCCAUCGAGGACAGGGCUGGGGAGGCUGUGACCUGAUGGAGGAGUUCACUGUCUCUUCAAGGGGCCUGGCUGGCUGCAGCUUGGGUGUUUUACCGUCUUCACCUGGGUCCCAUUUAGUUUGAAAGGGGCUGGGGCGGGAUCGCACCCUGGCAGCCGACUCUAAACAGCGUGAGGGUUUUCUGUGGCCCUGUUUCUGGAUUCCUGGUUUCACGACUUUCUUCUGAGUCAGGACAUCUUAGGGGCGGGGUUCCACCUCACUGCCUGCCUGCGUAAAGGCACCUUGGGUGUUUUUUCCCAUUUGUAGGUGAGUUCUGAGACUGUUAGUGGGGUCUCCCAUUGCUGUUGGGCCAGUAAGGGUGGGGCUGGUGCUCUGCUGGCAGACCAGACCAUUACCAAACAGAGGCAAGAGGAGGGUGCUGCAGACGAGGACCCCCAGCAGGCUCGCUUCCCAUCGCCCAGUGGCCACCGCCCCUGCUUCCCUUGCCCUCUGUCCAGAAGUUCAGCCUCCCCUUGGGCUUCCCUGGAGUGUGAAGAGCCAGAGGCCGACACGGUUCUGGGAAGAGUCCCUUCCUCUCUUGGCCACAAAGCAAUCUGCAAAGUCUUUGUCCCUAAGAUAGCAAGUCGACAGUGGGUCUUGUCUGUGUCCGGGGCGUCACGGCCGCUAUUCUGUGCUGGCUCUGAUGACCCUUCUUCGUUUCUGCCGGGUGUGGGGACCACGGUCAGGUGCUGCCAUUUGGGAGCAGGUGAACUUUAGUCCUUUGAACGGGUGCCCCGGCUAGGUCUUUUUCUUCCUGGUACUGAGGGUUGAGCCCAGGACUCACACAUGCUAGGCUGACUCCACCAUGGAGCUACGUCACCAGCCUUUUCAAUUUUUUUUUUAAUUUCAUGACGGGUCUUGAAAGUUGCCCAGGCUGCCUUCAAACUUGGGACCCUCCUGUUUUGGCCUCCGGAGCAGCUGGUGUGACAGGUGUGCGCCACUAUACCCAGCCCAGCUAGGUUUCCACGGUCCCUCAAAAUGGUUCUGAAUUUCCUCUGGAGGCUCUGGCAAACUCUGGAGCUGACAGUCUCAGGGAGCAGGGCUAGUGGGGAAUUAGACUAGGGCGGCCUUCAGCAGGAACAGGGGGAGACAGCCGUGGACAAUGUCACAGGGCUUGUGGCAGAGCUAUGCUGCCCUGCCGUUCCAGAGUUGAGGGCUCCCGGGAGAGGAAGGCCAAGGCCUGCAUGUCUGGACCUGUGCACACGGGACUGUAAGUGCUGAACAUGCUGUAAGUCACGCACUUUCAUCUCUCCCCUCACAGAACACUUGCGAUAAAAGAGGUAAAGGAGCCGGGCGUGGUGGCGCACGCCUGUAAUCCCAGCACUCGGGGGUCUGAGGCAGGAGGAUUGUUGCAAGUUUGAGGCCAGGCUGGGCUACAUAGGGGGUUCAAGACCAGCCUGCGCUACAUAGCGAGACCAUCUCUCCAAAACACAAAACCCCACCACAGCAAGAUCGCAAACGUCACUUAGCUGAGUGGAGAUGCCAGCGCUGGCAGGGCUUAGUGGUGGUUCAUGGGGGUUUAGGCCGCAAUUUCACCGUAGAACAUUUGUGAUUUGGGUCGGCCGGUCCUUUUUUCUUUACCAGCAUUGCAGAGGCGCAUACCUGCUAGCGCAGAGGGCGGUUGUUUCACAUCUGCGGCUCCUUGAGGGGUUUAUGGAAUGACUUGGUUUCUUAAAAUAGUUUUCACUAAUUUAAAUAUUGGAGUAAUUGUCCAAAGUGGUUAGAAGAUCCAGGAGUAUUUUUAUUAACUUUGUGAUGUUGAAAAGAUGAUGUGCUGGUCAAUAUAAUAACAGCUGAAUGUGUGGUAAUAAAUGUUGGAAGCAGCUUG